AUGUUGAGGAGUUUCUUGUUUUCAGGGUUUGCAGCCCUUCUUCUACUUCUAUUAGUCCCCAUAACAUGCCGAGCGAAGCUGAAUGAUAAGGCUUGUCAUUCUUCUUGUGGGAAUAUUCAUGAUAUAAGGGGCCCUUUUCGAUUGAAAGAUGAUCCACUGAGCUGCGGAGACAGCGAGUAUGAACUGGCUUGUGAGAAUAAUCGCACAAUCUUACACUUAAAUUCCAGAAAAUACUAUGUGGAAGAAAUCAAUUAUAAGCACGAGACAAUAAGGGUUGUUGAUACUGCCCUACGGAAAGAUGAUUGCUCUACUCUCCUACUUCAUUCUUUGAAUGAUGAAAACUUUGGCGAUGAAUAUCUAUAUAUUCUGCGUGAUAAGUACACGGCUAUAAAUUUCAUUGAUUGUGAAGCACCAAUAAGUUCUCCUUUCUACGUGGACAUGCCAUUUUGCAGCAAAAACAGUUCUUCCAACUUUUCUUUGUCCUCAAUACAAACAUAUUCAUAUGUUGUAGUUGGAGACAUGAAGGUGUCGGAUUUGAGGGACUCAUGCAGCAUAGCCAGGGUGGUUCGCAUCUCAUCUCGUGGCCCGAAGAUCGACAAGAGUUCUCUGUCAAGCAUCCAGGAUGGGCUGCUGUAUGGGACUGAUCUUAUAUGGGGUGAGUGGUGCUGGCUACCGCUCUGUCCUAAACCGGCUGAGAUUUUAGUCUCUAAAAUUUUUCUACAUAUCAAAAACGAAAUUCCUUCAUUUAUCUAA
This is a messenger RNA of Vitis vinifera (wine grape), 753 nucleotides long. RefSeq lists its product as uncharacterized. The transcript has a single exon. Gene Ontology annotation, molecular function: polysaccharide binding. The coding region runs from base 1 to 753 and encodes 250 amino acids. The record is from RefSeq and is a predicted model, not a curated record. NCBI's taxonomy places the organism in Eukaryota, Viridiplantae, Streptophyta, Magnoliopsida, Vitales, Vitaceae.